This is a messenger RNA of Anoplophora glabripennis (Asian longhorned beetle), 4038 nucleotides long. RefSeq names its product protein timeless (gene tim). The transcript is spliced from 14 exons. The coding region runs from base 134 to 3694 and encodes 1186 amino acids. Gene Ontology annotation, biological process: replication fork arrest; DNA repair; DNA replication checkpoint signaling. Lineage: Eukaryota; Metazoa; Arthropoda; Insecta; Coleoptera; Cerambycidae. Gene Ontology annotation, cellular component: replication fork protection complex. Gene Ontology annotation, molecular function: DNA binding. The record is from RefSeq and is a predicted model, not a curated record.
UCGAAGAUUAGAUGGUGUAAGUGAAGUGGUACAGUGCGCCUUGUUUAUUUGCAAAUUAAAUGCAGUGAAUCUUCUAGUAGUUAUUUUCAACUUCUUAUAUUGUUUUAAUUAACUGUUCUGCAACUGAUUCAAAAUGGCUUGGGUUAAAUCAAAUCCAAUACAGGACAAAUUUUCUUCUUUGUGUGUACAAAACGGUGACGUCUUCACUAUUAAUGAUAAUUGUUUAAAAAUAUUGGAAGAAAUUCUCAAAAAACUAGCCACAGAAGACUGUACUCUACGCACAUUUCGAAGAGCUAUCGGAUUUGGACAGAAUAUUAGAAAACAUUUGAUCCCAAUUCUGCUAUAUGUAAAAGAUAACACAAAGAUAACAAACGCAUCAAAAAUUAUUGAUACAACAAUUAAAAUAUUAGGAAAUUUAACAAUACCCGUAGAAUAUUUAUUAUCAAUAGAAGGUAUGUCUCGCACUGAUAUGGGGAGACACACAAUUUUUGAAAUAAAUCGGCUCCUAAUCACAAGUAAAGAAGCAUUUACAGAUGGACGAAGUACUAAAGCUGUGGUAGAUCACAUGAAACAUAUUAUAGAAAAUGGUUCGGAAUUGAACCUUGAUCAAUGUCAUAGCAUAAACAAUUGCUUAUUAUUGCUGACGAAUAUUUUACACAUACCAGAAAAUAAAACAAUUAAUUCCAAUACUCCUCUGACCAAUUCAAGUAUGCAGAAUCAAAUAAUCUGGAAUUUAUUUACUCAAAGCAUCGACAAAAUCAUUAUAUAUUUGUUGUCAUGUCCACAAAGGAUGUAUUGGAGUGUAACUAUGGUCCAGUUAAUAGCUUUGAUGUACAAAGAUCAACAUGUAGGUACACUGCAAAAACUUCUUAAUCUUUGGCUUGAGGCUUCAUAUAGUGACAGCUCUGAAGACAAUGAAAGCAAUACUUCUCCUCCCGAUCAGGGCAGUGAUGAUUCAUCCCCAGUCGUUACAUCUGAUCCGACUUCUGAUUCAAGCGAUACUGGAGGUAAUGACAGAAAUAAACACAGUAAGGGUAAUAAUAAUUGUGAAAGAAGAAGCAGCAUAACAGACGUAGUGAGAGUAGUGCAAAAUAAAAAUAAAACUUUAGCAAAUAUGAAACGAAACAAAAGUACAGAAACUGAAACCAGUACUAGUAGUGGUAUUUCUUCUAUGGGUCACAGCUUGGAGUCUAACGAAAAUGAGCCACAACAAUUUCAGUUACAACUAUGUAAUCAAAAUUCCACAAAUAAAAAGAUAUCCUAUAUGUGCCAGUCUUCCCAAAGUGAAAUAUCUGACUGUGGAUAUGUAACUCAAAUAGAAAAUCAAGAGUCAAUAUCAACUUCCAGCAACGAGGAUGAUCAACCGCAGCAAAAACCUGUCCAUCAAAAACCACACAGCUUUCAAAAAAGCAGAUAUAAUGGAAAAUUCAGAGUUACUACAGUUUUAGAAAAAAAGGAAUUGAGGCGAAAAAAGCUUGUAAAAAGAAGCAAAACCAAUAUCAUUAACAUGAAAGGCUUAAUGCAUCAUUUGCCUACUGAUGAUGAUAUUUCAAAUAUCUUAAAGGAAUUUACAGUGGAUUUUCUAUUAAAAGGUUAUGGUACUCUGAUCAAAGAACUUCGUACUCAAUUACUAACAAAUAUCCACAUAGCAAUAGAUACAUCGCAUUUUUUCUGGUUAGUCACGUAUUUUUUAAAAUUUGCUACGCAACUGGAAUUAGAUCCGGAACAUAUAAGUCCAGUAUUAUCAUAUGACACAUUAUCGUAUCUAGUAUUUCAAGGAGUUUGGGUCUAUGAAGAACUAGAAAUCAGUUGUACUAUUCCAGAUAUUGAUAUAAAACCAUGUUUACGGCGACUACAUUUGGUGGUAACCGCAUUACGAGAAUUUUUACAAGGACUAAAAACUUACCAAAAAAUGAUUCACUUGAGUGAUAAUGACAAAGAAUAUUUAACAAAAUUAGAAGAACAAAUAUGUAAAGCGGAAGACCUGAAAAUGUUAUUUGUUCUUUUACUAAAACAAUACAAUCCAAAUAUUCAGAGUAAACAGUAUCUGCAAGAUCUUAUUAUAACAAAUCAUAAUUUUUUAUUGUUUCUGGAUAAUAAAUCAAAGAGCCAACAAAACACUAUGACGGAACAUUUAAAACAUUUUGCCUCUGUGGAAAUAAUGCGCCAGUAUGGAUUAUUGCUAGAAAAUUUCAAGGAAAAUGGCGAAUUUGUUAAUAAUUGUAUAUUUACAAUGAUGCAUCACAUAGGAGGCGAUCUUAAGAAUGUGCCAACAUUAUUCCAACCUAGUAUUUUAAAAACUUUUUCUAAAAUUUGGGAAACUGAUUAUGAAAUAUGUGAUGACUGGUCAGACUUAAUAGAGUAUGUGAUACACAAAUUCAUUAACACACCAGGAACACAAUACGUGAACUCAAGUAACGCGCCCAUCUCCAUCAAUCGUAUCCAAGACACAAAUGAGAUUUUAUCUUCAGAAAACGAUUCUGAAUCAGAGUGUAGUUCCCUCGAUGAAAUACUGAUAUUAUUUAGGUGGACGAAAGAAGAAAAAGAUAACCUUUUAAAGUACUACAACCAAAGUAAAAAAUCUUGUGAUACCAUUGCCAACAUUACAAAAAAAUAUGAGAGAAAUGGUUUAAAACAGAAGUCUCAGCUUGCUGUAAUCAAAGAACUUCUAGACCAAAAUAUAAUCAGUUUUGAUGAGUAUAAUGAAUUAAUUAGAAGCAAUACGCAAAUAAAAAAAGAACAAUCGACACCUGCAAGUGAAAGUUGCAACAAGAAUUUUCAAGAAAGUUUACUGAAAGACUAUAAAAUUCACUUUGAAAGUGAUAUAGGGAUCUUAAGGGAUUAUCUGUGUAAGCAAAAUAGUAAAUAUUUGUUGUUGCUACAAAAACUUUUGAUCGAAGUGUGUUUUAUAAAAUUAGUGCUAAGUAAAGUAGAUGAAUUUACAGACGUUAAUCACAUUAUGGAACCUACAGUAUACUAUUUUGUAUUAUUAAAUUUACCAGUUCCGGUAAUUCCUUGGACAACUGAGCAAUCAAACAUUAUGAAGUAUCAACCAUUUUUAUUACUAUUACAUAAGUUAGGUUUCUAUUUACCUGCAGAUACAGGAAAAAUAUUUGUACAAAUACCCAAUUUCUGGACAGCUGAUUACAUUUUCAAUGUAGCUCAACAACUUGGCCCUAUAGAUACAGGAAAAUUAAAAUUUCCUAUAAACAAGCUAACUGGACAAAAUAAAUAUGAUCAAUCUGAAAAUGCCUCAUCAUGUUGUGGGUACGAGAAGUUCUCCACAAUGGAUUUAAAACAAAUCCCUCCUAUUAUACGCUACACGCCUUUACCUAAUACAUCUCAAUGGUUCCAAAUGACUUUACACACAAAAGUAGCUCCACUAAUGAAUUCUGCUUCUAAUAUGUCUAGCACAAGUCAGCUUUCAAUAGCAAUUCCUGAUCCUGAAACAAUAACUUUUGAUAUUCCUCCGCCUGAAUUGGCAAUAGCUGGAAGAACUUGGGCCAACAAGGAUUUAACUACAAGUAUGGAAUGCUCUCCCAUCUACCAACAAGAUGUAUUAUUGACUGAUCAGAUAGAAAAAAACAGUAACUGUGAUACAGCUUCUGUAGCUUCUGAUUUAACUAGAAUGUGUGUUAGUGAUGAAGAAGAUAAAGUGAUACUGGUGAUACAAAAAAAUGACGAAAAUUCAUAACUACGAAUAUUUCUUUAUAAAACUAAGGGAUUUUGUUGAACAUUUGUUAUUUUUUUUAACAAUAAGUUUUUAAUUUUCAAAAAUUUUACAUAUCUGAAGUAUUAAUGUAAUAGCUGUCAAGCUACUCUUUGUAUUUAUUUAUUUAUGGCAUUAUUAAGCAGUUUUUAUGUAUUUUGUCACAUUCAAAUUAAAAAGAAAAUUUAAGUAUAUAAUUUAUAAAAUUUCAGGUUGUUUGUAUACUUACACUAAUUUUUAACUAAAAAUUAAUUUACAUUUGAUAGACUUUCACCACCAGACAAAAUAUUCAACCCUGUAUUUUUGGCACUCCCUCGAUUAAAAUUACA